GGUGCGCGUCUCCUGCCUGGCCCUCUUUGUCCAGCGGCGACAGUAGAGGCCGUGAUUAAUAUGGCAAAAUGUGCGUUUUUGUAUGAAUUAUUAUUUUAAGCUGUAUCACAACAUAAAGCAUAUACAAUGUGAGGACUGGUAUAUUGGCAAUGACACACCGGAGAUGUUCAUAUUAACGGACUGCAGAGCAAGAAACGCCGGAGAAAGGGUAUAGUUUGCUUCCCAAUAAUGCUAGCAAGCUAGCUAGCUUUUCGUAGCUAACUAACUCAAGUAGCUAACAUUUUACUAGAGACCGGUUAUUUUGUACCGCUUGCUAUGAAGGCGAAACUGGUCAAUUAACCAAAUUGAAUGUAGAUGAUGAAUUAUUAUAAAUCAUAAUCUACAUGUUAUCUAUCACAAACAUAGUGACUAGCUAGCGACUAACGUUACCCAAAUGUGAUAGUUGGCUAGCUAGCUGGAUAGCAAAGUUAGCUAUCUUAAUUGCUAACUUUACUCAUCUGUAACUAAGUUGUAUUAUUUUUACAGCGAGGAAGUUAGUGUUAUGCAAUUUGCAUUCUGGCAAACAUUAUCCACAGUUUCAUUCAGCCCGGCUCUUCAUCUUUUGCAAGGUGGCUGCUGAAACUAACCCUGGCUAGCCACAGUUGUUGGCCACCGAACUCCGUGACAGUCAAAGCGUUGUGCGCAAGAUAUCUAGCUGUAAAACGAGUUGUGAAUUGCAAGGGGAUACACAUUACCUAUCUAUCUAUAGAAUUAGAAUUAGUAUUGCUCAGGUCCAAAUUAUCAAGACUUUUCGUCAUUUAAAAAAAUUCUUACAUGAUAUGAACGGUGAAAUGUCACCGCACCGACAGUCAUAUUAAUGGCUGCCGAAUCGGGGAGACUACUGGCGGGACAAGGCCAAGGAAAGCGAGGCAAAGGUGGACAGAUGAAGAGUCCAGAAAAGAGGAAGAGAAAAUCCAACGCUCAGGGGGCCGGUGCCGCGUUCUCCCACCUCUCUGAGUUUGCGCCCCCUCCUACCCCCAUGGUGGACCACCUGGUUGCCUCCAACCCUUUUGAUGAUGACUUUGGCCCCCCAUCACUGCCGUCCCGACCUGGUGCGGCUGGAGUUCCAGGAGGGGGUCCAUUCCUCCCGAGCCCCGGGGCAGGUGGAGGAGGGGGGCCUUAUGGAGGCAGGAUAGGCCCCGGGGGCAUAGGCUUCAUGGGGGGCCCUGGGGGAGGCCCUGGAGGACCAGGACGGAGACCGCCCUUUGGCCCAGGACCACCCAAUGCAGGACCGCACCACCAGCUGGGCUUUGGGGGGAUGCCUGGCUUUGGGGGUGGAGGUGGCGGAGGAGGUUUCCCAGGACCCGGGGGUCCUUCGCAAUUUAACAUGCCCCCCAAUUUCAGUCCGCCCAUGCACCCGGGACCGGGGUUCAACCCUAUCCUGUCCCCUGGUGGUAUGGGCGGUCCUGGAGGAGGGCCACCGCACCCUCGGUUUGGGAUGCCCCCGCAGCAACAGCACGGACAGGGUGGGCACCCCUUCAACAGCCCCCCUUUGCCCGGUGGCGGAGGACCCAGGGGACCCCCCCAUGGCCCCAUGAACCCCAUGGGGGGCAUGCCUGGUGGGAUGAACAUGAUGGGGGGCAUGGGCGUUGGCCCAGGAGGAAACAUGGGAGGGAUUCCAGGUUUACUCCCUCAAGGACAGUUCCCUCCCUCACAAGAUGGCCCAUACCCAGGCCUCAGCCCCCCGGGCCCAGGGAACGAUGAGGGGAAGAACUUUGGCGGAGGUGGGCCCCAGUCUGGGCCUCCACAGCAGCAGCCUAACUUAAACACAUCUGGUCCACCGGGUCCCAACAACACUCCCCCCGGGCCCCCCAACUCUGGCCCUUCCCAGCCUGGAGGAGGCAUCCCUGACCAGCAGCCCAACACGCCCGGCCAGCCCCCCUCAGCUCCACCCCAGUCCAACCCCAACUCCUCCCCCACCGGCCCACUCAACGGCUCCCAGCCCCUGCAGCCGCCACCCAAUCAGCUGCAGGGGCCCAACUCUGCCAACGCCCCUCCUCCAAUAACAUCCCAACAGCAGUCAACUCCGCCGAAUUCUUCCCUUGGAUCCACCCUUUACAACCAGCAGAACAACACCCCUGGUGGAGGCUCCAUGCCAAACGCUCCCCCCAACUCUGCCCAGAACAACAUGACCAACAACAGUGGUGGGGGUAGCACCCCCGGCAGCAACCCCAACCCCCCUUCCAACUCUACCCCCAACACUCAGUCUCCACUGCCCACCGGCCCUGCUAACCCCUCCACCGGCCCAGGCUCCGGUCCAGGGAAACUGGGAGGCCCGGGCAUGGUGUUCCCCUGCGGCUUCUGCCUGUCGGAGGUGCACGACGACCAGGAUGCCAUCUUGUGUGAGGCGUCGUGCCAGCGCUGGUUCCACCGUGACUGCACGGGUCUGACGGAGCCAGCCUACGGUCUGCUGACCCGAGAGAGCUCUGCUGUCUGGGCCUGCGACUUCUGCCUCAAGACCAAGGAGAUCCAAGCUGUGUAUGUCCGCCAGGGCUUGGGCCAGCUGGUGGCUGCCAACGAGGGCUGAGGAAUGGAAGGCGGAGGAGAAUAGACUGGGAGGGAGGAAGGGGUGCAGGGGAAGAGCCAUUGACUGCUUUGAUCUCUCUCGGAAUGGCUUUGGGCUGGGUUUCCCAAAAGAAUCGUAGAGCUAAGAUCAUCUUAAUUCCAUUGAAACUCAAUGGACAAAAGAUGAUGUAAGUGGGAAACCCAAAUGCUUUUGGGAAACCCAGCCCUUGUCUACCCACCAGCUACUCACCCAACCUUAUCUGACAAGCUUUUUACAAUGCCGAAUUAAAUCUCUUUAUUAAAUACAUAAACACACACUUACAUGAAGCACUUUUAGUGACUCUUUUGGACUGAACAACUGAUUUCCCCCUACAUGAUUUCCACUCCACAUGAACCCCCCCAGACAUCCGGCCUGCCGACCAGCAAAGCACUGACACCAACACACUACCUCAUACUUUGACUGACCGGCAAGGGCCCCUCGCACUGACACACUGACUGACUGACCCCUGGUGAGAGCGUGGUCACCACACAUACCCCUGGUUCUGACCCAGAGCAGAUGAAUCCAAAGGUGAUCCAAACCGCCCCUCAAUAUACUUGAUUGUCCUCCCUCCGACACCUCCAGAGAGCAAAUGAAUGGCGCCACAGAAAAGUGUAGAUAUACAGCCUGAACAUUUGCCCAAAACACGCGUCUUGUCGGUCUUGGAAUGCAGGAGAAUCAACCAAUGAACGAAAAAAAAACUACAUUAUGUCUAGGUUCUGUCAAUGGACUUUUUGUUUUUAUACAUUGAAUCAACCAUUUUUUUAUAUAUAUAUUUUUUUUUCACUGGACAUGGAAGUUGUGGUAUCAGUGCUGUUUGGAUGGUGUUGGCAUAGCUACAAGUAGUGACGACAUGGUCAUAUCCGAUGUGUGUACUAGUCUUUGGGGUUGCAUGUGAACCAAUGCAGUAACUUUGUCUGAUCUGUUUUUAUUUGUAAUUUGGUCUCUGCUAGAGGCCUCAAAGUAGACCAAAUAACGGUGCGAAAAAUAUCAGUUUUCAUAUUACUGUCAUGGCAGGUGUUUCUAAUUUUUCUUAAAAAUAAAAAAUCUGUUCAAUUUGC
Molecule: messenger RNA, 3642 nt
Organism: Oncorhynchus masou masou (cherry salmon)
Lineage: Eukaryota; Metazoa; Chordata; Actinopteri; Salmoniformes; Salmonidae
Product: pygopus homolog 2-like
Source: RefSeq, a predicted model, not a curated record